AUGUCCGCUAAUAGUAGUUUCAUUAUCAGCAAUAAAAGUGCUACCCAAACUCCGUGUGUUGAUAUCAACGAAUAUCUUUGGAUGAAUCAUUUCGACUUAACGUCUUUAUUACCAACAAUGAUCUUUUUUUUUGCCAUCUACGGACUUAUUAUCAUAUUUGGUGUUCUUGGUAAUACAUUAGUUAUAUUAUCAGUGAUACGACACAAAUCACUACAGUCAGUUCGUAAUCUGUUUAUUAUCAGCCUAUCAGUGACAGAUAUAAUCAUUUCGAUUGUUUCCGGAACAGUAACACCAAUUACAGCCUUUAGCAAAACAUGGAUUUUUGGUGAAUUGCUUUGUUACUUCAUACCUUUAAUACAAGGUGCAAGUUUAUGCUUUUCGUCAUUAACUCUCACUGCUAUAGCUAUUGAUCGUUAUAUUUUAAUUAUUUUUCCUACAAAAAGACCAAUUCAAAAAAGGCAAGCAAUAAAAAUAAUUGGUCUGGAUUUUGCUUUGGCAACAGCGAUAUCAUUGCCUAUGUUCAUUAAGCAAAGAUUUAUCAAAUACGAGAAUUUCUGUGGCCAAUUUUGCACCGAAGAUUGGAGCUCUGAUAACAUGGGCCGCAGUAUUUAUGGAACGGUUGUAUUCAUUUUUCAAUUCGUUGCACCACUUACUAUAAUUUUCUUUUGCUAUACAAUGAUUUCAUUAAAACUUACUAAAACAACUUUAUUCAAGAAACAAACGUUUUACCGACAACAAGUACUAAAACGACGUUUACGUACGAAUCGUAUGUUAAUUGCAAUGGUUGGUGUGUUUGUUUGCUGUUGGAUGCCAGCUGUUGUCUUUAAUUUCCUUAGAGAUUACCACUGGUUACCAAAUUUCAUCAGUCAGCAAGAAUAUUUGAUUGGUAUUAUAACACAUUGCAUUUCAAUGAGUUCAACGAUAUGGAAUCCAUGCCUGUAUACCUUACUGAAUGAUCAAUUUCGGAUGGCAUUCCUUGAUUUGCUGCACUCAUUCCGGAUCGUGCCGUAG
This is a messenger RNA of Brugia pahangi, 1011 nucleotides long. NCBI's taxonomy places the organism in Eukaryota, Metazoa, Nematoda, Chromadorea, Rhabditida, Onchocercidae. The record is from the annotation of a GenBank genome assembly.